CACUGAUUUACUGCUCGAGAAGUGAAAAUAACCGAGUUAGCUACUGAAAUACGAGAGUCUUGACUACAUUCCUCUUCUUUCAGUAUGAUCUCCUCCCUUAAUAUUAUCCGUAGUUACUUGCUUGCCUCAGUUUAUCGAAUAUUAGAUGACAGUCCACCACGACAGAGACAGAUGAUGAGCUUCGUAGAUGGGCGCAGAUGUGACGACGCAGAACGAAGAUCAUGAGGAGGCAGAAAGCCACGCUCCUUUGCGCGGCUGCGCUGGUGCUGCUGAAUGAGAGAACCACUGCGAGGCAGAUUGAUCAUCGGACCAUUGUUGAUCUGAAACAACGAGAGUUGUCCACCUCCUUCUUUCCUAAGAGUGAACAAAACAGUCACCCUCGCACGGACCAUGAUCGUAGGAACAAGAUACAAACUAGGAGCACAACAUCAACUACAGCAAC
This is a messenger RNA of Amoebophrya sp. A25, 442 nucleotides long. Lineage: Eukaryota; Dinophyceae; Syndiniales; Amoebophryaceae. The record is from the annotation of a GenBank genome assembly.